Messenger RNA from Pyrus x bretschneideri (Chinese white pear), 4854 nucleotides. Its product is annotated as pleiotropic drug resistance protein 2-like. The transcript is spliced from 20 exons. The record is from RefSeq and is a predicted model, not a curated record. Lineage: Eukaryota; Viridiplantae; Streptophyta; Magnoliopsida; Rosales; Rosaceae. Gene Ontology annotation, cellular component: membrane. Gene Ontology annotation, molecular function: ATP hydrolysis activity; ABC-type transporter activity; ATP binding. Bases 281 to 4627 code for a protein of 1448 amino acids.
UCUCUCUCUCUCUCUCUCUCUCUCUCUCUUCACAUUUUCUCAAACUUCACCAAAAACCAAGAAGCAAAGUGUGAAGAGUUUUGACAAGACAAAGAAUAAAAACAAAAAUCCAUUCGUUUAUUGAUCAUCAAAUUUUCAACUUGGUCAGUCCAAGCAACUUUGAACAUAGGAGGUCAAUCGGUUUUCUGAAACUGGGUUCGUCUGACUUGGUUGUGUUUGUCUAACCCAAUCAUUGAAAUCUCGAGUUUCGAGUGAUUUGGUCGUUUUCGGGAGUUAAAAAAUGGCGGCGGCGUUAGCCGGAGAUGAUCUGGUCAGGCAGUCGAGUCUGGCCAGGCAGUCGAGCAGCCGGCGGAGCUGGCGGUCGACUAGUGUUCGGGAAAUGUGGAACGCACCGGACGUGUUCCAGAGGAGAGGGCGGCAGCAGGCGGAGGAUGAUGAGGAGGAGCUCAAGUGGGCGGCCAUAGAAAGGUUGCCCACAUAUGAUAGGAUGAGGAGGGGGAUGCUGAGGCAGGCCAUGAGCAAUGGGAGGUUUGUAACUGAAGAAGUCGACGUCGCGAAUCUUGGGGCACAAGACAAGAAGCAGUUGAUGGAGAGCAUACUUAAGGUUGUGGAGGAUGACAAUGAAAGGUUCUUGCAAAGGCUCAGGGCCAGAAAUGACAGGGUUGGUAUUGAGGUUCCUAAGGUUGAGGUUAGAUUCCAGAAUAUAUCAAUUGAGGGAGAUGCAUAUGUCGGUACCAGAGCACUUCCAACUCUGCUCAAUUCCACGUUGAACCAGCUUGAGGGACUAGCUGGAUUGAUUGGACUCUCACAAUCGAAGAAAAGAGUUGUCAAGAUACUCCAAGAUGUGAGCGGUGUUAUUAAACCGUCAAGGAUGACGCUGCUUCUUGGACCUCCGUCAUCAGGAAAAACAACACUGCUAAAAGCACUUGCUGGCAAACUCGAUAAGGAUCUAAGGGUAACUGGGAACGUGACCUAUUGUGGCCAUGAAUUCCAUGAAUUUGUGCCUCAGAGAACUUCUGCUUAUAUUAGCCAACAUGAUCUUCAUUAUGGUGAGAUGACAGUUCGUGAAACAUUGGAUUUCUCUGGACGUUGCCUGGGAGUUGGAACCAGGUAUGAUUUGCUGGUAGAAUUGUCUAGACGGGAGAAAGAUUCAGGUAUCAAACCGGAUCCUGAAAUUGAUGCAUUCAUGAAAGCUACAUCUAUGGUUGGCCAGGAAACUAGUUUGAUCACAGAUUACGUUCUCAAGAUACUUGGACUUGAUAUCUGUGCUGACAUUAUGGUGGGUGAUGACAUGAGGAGGGGUAUAUCCGGUGGACAGAAGAAACGUGUAACUACUGGAGAAAUGUUGGUUGGACCUGCGAAAGCAUUUUUCAUGGAUGAAAUAUCAACGGGGCUGGAUAGUUCCACAACCUUUCAGAUUGUCAAGUUCAUGAAGCAGAUGGUUCAUAUUAUGGAAGUGUCAAUGGUGAUCUCUCUCUUGCAGCCUGCACCUGAGACGUAUGAUCUGUUUGAUGACAUUAUGCUUCUUUCUGAGGGUCAGAUUGUGUACCACGGUCCACGUGAGAAUGUGCUUGAUUUCUUCAAAUAUAUAGGCUUCAAAUGCCCUGACAGAAAAGGUGUUGCAGACUUCUUGCAAGAAGUGACAUCAAAGAAAGACCAAGAGCAAUACUGGUAUAAGAACCAACCUUACAGAUAUGUUUCAGUAUCUGAUUUCGUUCAAGCUUUCCCCACUUUUCAUGUUGGCCAACGUCUUGUGGAAGACCUAAGAGUUCCUUACGAUAAAAGAUCAGUCCAUCCUGCUGCUCUAGUGACGGAUAAGUAUGGAAUAUCCAAUAUGGAGCUCUUCAAGGCAUGCUUUGCAAGGGAAUGGUUGCUGAUGAAGCGUAACUCUUUCGUGUACAUAUUCAAAACUACGCAGAUAACAAUCAUGGCUACAAUUGCUCUGACGGUAUUCUUAAGAACAGAAAUGAAAGCUGGAAAAGCAGAAGAUUCGGCAAAAUUCUGGGGAGCACUGUUUUUCAGUCUCAUUAACGUCAUGUUUAACGGAAUGGCAGAGCUUGCAAUGACAGUUUUUAGGAUUCCUGUGUUCUUUAAACAAAGGGAUGCGUUGUUUUAUCCUGGCUGGGCUUUUGGCUUGCCCAUUUCGCUAACCAGAAUCCCCAUUUCAUUGAUGGAAUCUGGGAUAUGGAUUCUUUUAACAUACUACACAAUCGGGUUUGCACCUGCGGCCAGUAGGUUCUUCAAACAGUUUUUGGCUUUCUUCGGUGUACAUCAGGUGGCACUUUCCCUUUUCCGUUUUAUUGCUGCCCUUGGAAGAACAGAGGUUGUUGCGAGCACAAUUGGUUCCUUUACAUUGCUACUGGUGUUUGUCCUUGGAGGUUUUGUUGUCGCUAAAGAUGACAUCAAGUCAUGGAUGAUAUGGGGCUACUAUAUUUCACCUAUGAUGUAUGGGCAAAAUGCAAUUGCUAUCAAUGAGUUUCUUGAUAAAAGAUGGAGUCAACCUGUCCCCGGUGCCUCUGGAGACACAGUUGGAAAGGUACUUCUGAGAGAAAGAGGACUGUUUACUACGGAGACUUGGUAUUGGACUUGUAUUGGCGCGCUCUUCGGAUUUACUGUUCUCUUCAAUCUUCUCUUUAUUGCAGCACUGACCUACUUAGAUCCUCUAAGUGAAACCAAAACUCUAAUUGAGAAUGAUGAAGACUCUGAAAGGAAUAAGAAGCGACGAUCCAAUCCAGAAGGUAUUGAUAUGCAAGUAAGAAAUUCUCAAGGAAAUAAUCAAGCCAAACGAGGAAUGAUUUUACCCUUCCAGCCCCUCUCACUCGCUUUCAACCAUGUGAAUUACUAUGUGGAUAUGCCUGCCGAAAUGAAGAGCCAAGGGAUUGAAGAGACCCGACUCCAACUUCUACGAGAUGUCAGUGGUGCAUUUAGGCCUGGUGUUUUGACUGCAUUAGUUGGUGUCAGCGGUGCUGGAAAGACAACCUUGAUGGAUGUCUUAGCUGGAAGAAAGACCGGCGGGUACAUUGAAGGAAGUAUUACCAUCUCUGGUUACCCAAAGAACCAAGCCACAUUUGCUCGAGUCAGCGGUUACUGUGAACAAAAUGAUAUUCAUUCACCAUUUGUUACUGUCUAUGAGUCUCUCCUAUACUCUGCCUGGCUGCGUCUUGCUAAAGAUGUCAAGACCGAAACACGAAAGAUGUUUGUUGAUGAGGUUAUGGAUUUGGUUGAGCUUAACCCAUUGAGAAAUGCUUUGGUUGGACUUCCGGGAGUUGAUGGACUUUCAACUGAGCAGAGAAAGAGGCUCACUAUUGCUGUAGAAUUGGUUGCCAACCCUUCCAUCAUCUUCAUGGAUGAGCCGACAUCAGGUCUUGAUGCUAGAGCAGCCGCCAUUGUAAUGCGUACUGUAAGAAACACUGUGGAUACAGGACGAACUGUUGUUUGCACAAUUCACCAGCCUAGCAUUGACAUUUUUGAAGCUUUUGAUGAGCUUUUCUUGAUGAAAAGAGGUGGGCAGGUGAUUUAUGCCGGUCCUCUAGGUCGCCAGUCUCACAAACUUGUUGAAUACUUUGAGGCUAUUCCAGGGGUUGCAAAGAUCAAAGAAGGUUACAAUCCAGCUACCUGGAUGUUGGAGGUCAGCUCGGCUGCCAUUGAGGCUCAAAAUGAUGUGGACUUCGCAGAAAUAUUUGCGAACUCUGAUCAAUAUAGGAGAAAUCAAGAACUUAUCAAGGAACUAAGCGUGCCAGAACCAGGCUCCAACGAUCUUUAUUUCCCUACCCAAUACUCCCAAAGCUUCGUAACACAAUGCAAGGCAUGCUUCUGGAAACAACAUUGGUCGUACUGGAGAAACUCACGAUACAAUGCCAUUAGGUUUUUCAUGACAAUCUGCAUUGGAGUAUUAUUUGGUGUUAUCUUCUGGGGCAAAGGAGACAAGAUACACCAACAACAAGACCUGAUCAAUCUUUUGGGAGCUACCUAUUCCGCCGUCCUUUUCCUUGGAGCUAGCAAUGCAUCUGCUGUGCAAUCCGUGGUUGCGGUUGAACGAACAGUUUUCUAUCGUGAAAGAGCAGCUGGAAUGUAUUCAGAGUUGCCUUAUGCAUUUGCUCAGGUGGCUAUUGAGACAAUUUACGUUGCAAUCCAAACCUUCGUCUAUUCCUGCCUUCUGUUUUUCAUGAUUGGGUACACUUUCAAGGUGGAGAAGUUUUUGUACUUCUACUACUUCAUCUUCAUGUGCUUUACCUACUUCUCUAUGUACGGAAUGAUGGUUGUUGCCCUGACUCCUGGCCAUCAAAUUGCUGCAAUUGUUAUGUCAUUCUUCUUGAGUUUCUGGAACUUGUUCUCGGGCUUCCUCAUUCCCAGGCCGCUAAUUCCUAUUUGGUGGAGGUGGUACUACUGGGGUUCACCCGUUGCCUGGACAAUUUACGGUAUCUUCACAUCUCAAGUAGGUGACAUGAAGACUGAGGUCAGUAGUCCAAUUCAAAAACCACAAAGAAUUGAUGUAUUCCUCAAGAGCUACUUAGGUUUUGACUACGAUUUUCUGAUCCCUGUUGUCAUCGCUCAUCUUGGUUGGGUCCUCCUCUUCUUCUUCGUCUUUGCCUACGGCAUCAAGUACCUUAACUUCCAAAGGAGAUAAGCAAUUUAACUGUACCUUCAAAAUGUCAAAUAGAUAGUUGAGUGUACAACAUUACAGCUGAAGUUAGAGAGACAAAUUUUGUCCUCUCUCUUCGUCUUGUUUUUGUUUUUGGUUUCAUACAUUUUGUUUAAUUUGUUUGGCUUUCGAUACAUUUUUCAUAUUACUUUUGUAUAGCUACAUUUUAUUCUUGACUAUAUAAUGGAAGAAGCUUUGUGAUUGUUCUUUAA